Molecule: messenger RNA, 3174 nt
Organism: Drosophila rhopaloa
Lineage: Eukaryota; Metazoa; Arthropoda; Insecta; Diptera; Drosophilidae
Gene: WASp
Product: neural Wiskott-Aldrich syndrome protein
Exons: 7
Coding region: 502-2094 (530 amino acids)
Biological process (GO): actin filament polymerization
Cellular component (GO): cytoplasm; actin filament
Molecular function (GO): microtubule binding; actin binding
Source: RefSeq, a predicted model, not a curated record
GUGGGAAAAAACAGUGAAGAAGUGCACGAAAAUUAACGCAAAAAAUCAAUGGCCCCCCUUGCAGAGCAGCAGACAUGAGAAAUCCAAGCCCCGAGAGACCUUGAGCUUAGAUACUUUCCAUCGGGGUCUGCUCAGCCCUUUUUAACCCCACCUGGCGAAACGGACAGGUGCAUCUUCGACUGGGCUUCCGAAUGCCAAAUAUUAAGUAACCCAGACCAGUGUGCAUGUAUCAUACAUGCGCACAUCUAAUCAGUGGUUUCGCCAAAAGAUAAGGGCUCUGGUCUUUUCAAAGAGUUUACCCCGCAUUUUUCACAUUCAAACGCAGCUGGUUGACUGUUUCAGUUUCUGUUUCUGAUUUCCGACUCGGAGACCCGUGACUCAACCUAUCCGAUCCAAACCGAUCCGCUCGCAGCCCCAUCAUAACCAGCUAUAUCGUCAUAGCCAACGCAGGGAAAGCAGCCCAGAUCCAGCUCCAGACCCAGAUCCAACGACUCUGACCAGAUGAGCAGCGGAAUGAGGUCGCAGGACGGUCCGCGGGCGAAGGUCAAUGCCGCCAGCUCGCUGCUCACCCAGGAGGAAAAUGAAGCCGUCUUCAGGCUGCUGGGCAAGAAGUGUCAGACACUGAACACCGCCGUGGUGCAGAUCUACAAGACGGAGGGCAGUGCCCACGCCCACUGGAAAAAGCGGCACACCGGAGUCGCUUGCUUCGUUAAGGAUAGCGCCAUUCGAUCCUACUUCAUGCGCGCCUACUGCCUGAUCAAGAACGAGUUGAUCUGGGAGCACGAGAUAUACGAUGGCAUGCAGGUGGUCAAGUCGAGACCCUUCCUGCUCACCUUUGAGGGCAGUGAUGGUCAUGUAGGUCUAAACUUCGUCUCCGAAGAGGAAUGCGACUCGUUCUUUCGUAUUGUGGACGCCACCAUAGAGACGCGCAACCGAAAGCGCCAAGAUAAGCGCAACCGCCAGAAGAGCCAGCAGGCACCAAAUGCCCCAUUGCCUCCGGUUUCACGGGAGCCGGCAAGGCCACCGCCCAUGCAAGGCGGCAUGACCGCAACGGAUGGCGGAAACGUUCAGCUGCGAAAUAAUAAGAUCAACUCGGUGACAUUGACGCCAGCGCCGGCGCAAACGAAGAACUUUCUGUCGAGCAGCUUUGGGCUGGGAAGCCAGGCGAAGGACAAGAAGCGCAAGGUGACCAAGGCGGACAUCAGCCAGCCGACGAACUUCGUCCACGUCAGCCACGUGGGCUGGGAUGCCGACAAGGGCUUUGACCUAACUGGCAACGAGAACGACGAGGUGCUGAACGAGUUCUUCCUCAAGGCCGGUGUCUCCGAGUCGGAGCUUAAGGAUCGGGACACGCGCGCCUUCAUCUAUGACUUCAUUCAAAGCAACAACGUCCUGGCGUCGGUGAAGCAGGACAGCGUGGAAUCCCCAACGGAAACAACGCCUCCCAUGCCGCCGCCGGUGCCAACCCGUCAUCCCACUAAUGGCAACCAAAGAACUGCACCUCCGCCGCCGCCGGCGAGACAACCACCGCCUCCAGUGCCCGUCACUGUGCCGGGGGCAACGCGAGCGCCGCCACCACCCAGCAGACCACCACCCAUCAGUACCGCACCGCCACCGCCGCCAGUCAGCGCUCCCGUUGUAGCGCCACCACCACCUCCACCGCCACCACCGGCAGCGGUGCCACCACCACCGCCCCCGCCCAUGCCGGUGGGUGAGAUCCCCGUCAUCACAACCACGCAUGCACCUAAUCAAGCAGCCCGGCCGGCCGCUCCAGCAGCUCCAGCGGCUCCAGAUCCACGCAACGCACUAAUGGACGCCAUUCGCAAGGGAACCCAACUGAAGAAAGUGGAUGCGGCUGCACUCAGUACUGGCAGUGCCGACUCUCGCAGUGAUUUAAUGAAGGAUAUCCGCCAGGGCACCGUUUUGAAACCGGCCAAGGAACGCGAGCUGGGCAGCCAGCGAAACAGCGACAAUGGAGGCGGCACCGACGCCCUGGCCGAUGCACUGCGUCGGGCGCUGGCAGCACGCGGAAACGCCAUUCACUCGGACGAGGACGAGACCGAAUCCUCGGACAACGAGGGCGAGUGGGACUAAGGGAGCUACAGAUGACACGAUGCGGGGCAGCAAACACUAUUCCAAAUAUAAGCAAUAAUUUAGUUCGUGCUUUGGCAUUUUGGUUUAUCGUUAGAUAAAUCCCUGUAAAUACUGUUAGUGAAUUUUCAUACCUCUUUAAUUUAAUUGUACGAGUUUAACAAAACGCAAAAAGUACUAAAGGAUAACCACAAAUUAAGAAAUUGUAUCAGCAUUGCCCGCUUUCAUUUGUUCCGAAUCACAUUUGCAUAUCCAUAAAUCUGCUCAAUUAAAUAUGAACUAUACGCAUGUAUGUUAGUUCAGUAAUAUAUGUGGGUGAUUUUGCAAAACCCCGUUCAGACUACUGUGCCAAAAACUUGAGAACACCAAAAUGAAAAACGAGUUUGUGAAAAAUUAGAGAUUCACCUUAUCUGCGAACUGAACAACUGUAAACUGAGCGAUAUAAAUUUAUUAUAGUGAAUAUAUUUUAUAAAUCUAUAACAAACGAAAGGAUCAAACAAAAAUAAACUGUGACUACUCUUAAUAAAGCCACAGUUGAGAAUUAUUAUAAAUACACAAGUUUGAACUAAUAGAAUUGCCCGCAAUUAACCACAUACUAAAUUUGCUCAGUAAUAAUUCACUACUUGUUAAAAUAAUAAUUAACUAAUGUAAUAAGUGUGGCUAAACCAAUCAAAUAGGAGAUGAAUGCAACUUAUUUUGACAAGGCUUCCUCGGGCUCCGAUGCGUCCGCUAAAAGCUGUCUAUUACAUCCAGUUACUCCCAAUCGAUUAAUAACCUAGUAACUCAUAAGUAUUUUCAAUUUAGUUUGAGUGCAUUUAAUGCAAACUUGUAGUCAUUUUUCUUCUGUGUGUUUGUAAUUAAAUCAAUAUUACGUAUAUGUUUGUUUUUGUGACUAUUUUAAACUACUAAACCCAAUAAGCUUGUCAGAGCAGGAAAUUUAUGUGGAUCAGAUUUUGGAUUAUAUGUACGCAUGUCAAAAGAGUUUUGUGCGAUUUAUGUAUUUCAAUACAUAAUACUUACUUAUGCUAAUAUAUAAGCCAUUAAUUUAUGUAAUAAAGUUGUGUAUAUCUAACUUAACACUAA